Messenger RNA from Amborella trichopoda, 1188 nucleotides. Lineage: Eukaryota; Viridiplantae; Streptophyta; Magnoliopsida; Amborellales; Amborellaceae. The record is from RefSeq and is a predicted model, not a curated record.
GAUUUUACGAAUACACCCAACCGUGUCACAUACCGCGUGGAAAGGACAAGAACCGAGGGCUCCUACGCGCUUCUGAGAUUUUAUCAGGCGCCUAACACGUUCCUCAUUCAACGCUCUCUCGCUCUCUCUCUCUCUCUCUCUAAACAAAGAACCAUCUCUCUCCUAUUUAAUUCUGUAGGAAGUGAACCGCAGGCGAGAUAGAGGAGAGAGGGGAGCGCAUCGAAAUAGUAGACAAAAAGAGAUGUCAUACCCUGGUUAUCCCGGCGGCCAGUCCCCUUACGGCGGCGGCCAGGCGCCUUACGGCUAUGCCCCUUACCCUGGAGCCGGAGCUGGAGCCCCCUCCCCAUUUCCGGCGACCGCGGGCGGAAAGCCCUCUGCCCAUGCGGCCGCCCCACCGCCUGUAGCUUACCCUGCAGCGCCGUACCAGCCGAGCCCCUUUGCAUCGCUGGUGCCCUCUGCUUUUCCUGCCGGAACCGACCCUAACAUUGUCGCCUGCUUUCAGAUGGCCGAUCAGGAUGGGAGUGGUUUCGUUGAUGAUAAAGAGUUGCAGAAGGCUCUCUCUUCCUAUAAUCAGUCUUUUAGCCUGCGCACUGUGCACCUCCUCAUGUUCCUCUUCACCAAUUCUAAUGCUAGGAAGAUUGGUAACUCUUUGCUUCUCUCUCUUAAACUGUUUCUCUCUUUCUCUACUAUCUAUCUAACUGGUUGAUGGUUUUGUUUUGAUACGCUUUCGAUUCAUGAAACUUAGAAUCAGAAUUUUAGGGUUUCUUCUAUGUUUGUGAUGAGUCCACUUCCACCGUGAUUGUUUCUAUGGCUAUUGGUGAUGCGUUUGGUAGUUUCUUUUGCUGUUUUGAAAUCAUGGAAAUUAAGGUUCAUGUUUGAGGGUUUGAUUAGGGAGCGGUGUUCAAAUAUGUCAAAUCUAGGGUUUAUGUGUACAUUUGAGGGUUUGGUUAAAGAGAUUUUCAUAUUCAGGAUUAAGAGUUAGCAAUUUCCCUUUUUCCAUUUCCUGAAUUUAAGUAUGGUUGCUUGCCAUCUUCUUGAAUAAAGAGUAAUAACUAACACUCAAAUGGUUUCUUGAAAACUCAUUUCUGAUAUGAAACUUUGAUAUUAUUUCUCAAUAGAAUAGCUCCGUAACUUAUGAUGCCCUCGUUAUUUCCCAAUAGAAUAGCGCGGUAACAUAUCUCUUCUUCC